CUCGCCACAGUUGCAGGGCUGGCAUAUGGGUUGUUCUACCUGACCAUUGUGUUAGGCUAUUCCCUUACCCACAAGGACUUCUGGCAGCCUCAGACGUCCACCGAGAGACGACUUCAUGAGCGGGCAUCCCAGGAACUCUGGUCCUUGCGGGAGAGUGUCGAAGGUAUCAAGCACGACUUUCUCCGACUAGUGGACGGUACUCAACUUCAUUACCUAUUAUCCUCCCCUCACCUUGUGAAUCCUCGGACUCUCAUCAUCUUCCUCCAUGGCUUCCCGGACUCGGCUCAUCUCUUCCUGCAUCAGCUGCGCUCACAUUGGGCCAGGGACGCACAGCUCGUAGCUCUCGAUCUGCCUGGAUGUGGCGGAAGUGAUAGCAUUGAGCAGUAUGGUCCUGACCAGGUGCUGAAUGUGGUCUCGGAAGCCAUUGUACUUCUCAAGGAACGCCACUUGGAUUUACAGGCCCACCCGAGGAGUGAGAAAACGCGCUGCAUUCUGGUAGGGCACGAUUGGGGAGGGAUCAUUGGCUUCCGUCUUGCAGCAGAGACCUCCGAUCUGCUCGAUCAUCUGAUUGUCAUCAAUUCACUUCACCCUGCUUUCGCUGAAGAACAACUGAAAGGUCGAAUCGCGAAAACGAAAAUUCUGCUAAAGAACCGGGAUUUCCGAACAGCAGCGAGUGUUUUGGGACCCGUGGUUUCGCAGUUGGUCAAAUCGAGCUAUACAUAUAUGUUUUCGCUACCACUUCCACUGGCGAAGCUGAUACCAAGAUUCACGAUGUAUCUGAUCCGAUUUUCUCAUAAUCUCGAGUACAAGCAUGGACCUUCACCAUCUCAAGAAGAACGUGCCAUCCGACUCGCAAUUUCGUGUGGACCCGGAACAAGAGAGUGUCUAUCUCCAGCUGAAAACGGCUCCACGUAUGGCCCGUCUGUCUACGCUCGUUCCAGGACGACAGUACCCGGAGACUGGGACGGGAGAGUCAAAUUGUAUGCACAAGGUCUCCUACGCCGGAAGUGGACGCCAUCUUAUCCCGGUUACAUUAAACAGCAUGAUCAGACUCUGCCAUCUACAUUCGAUGGCAAGCAUUUCAAGUGCCCAGUCAGCUUCAUUUUCGGAUUGCAAGAUAUUGCAUUAGAUCCUCGCAUCGCAGUUGAUGGUGUCGAGAGAUACUUUCUCCAGAACGAAGAAGCUACUGCAGCCUUUCAACAGAGUAGAGUAGUGCGGCUGCCCCGGUGUGGACAUUGGAGUCUGCUUGAGAAGGAUGGCGAGCGGGCUUUGAAUGAAGUCUUG
This is a messenger RNA of Sphaerulina musiva SO2202, 1284 nucleotides long. Its product is annotated as alpha/beta-hydrolase. The annotation marks the transcript as partial. NCBI's taxonomy places the organism in Eukaryota, Fungi, Ascomycota, Dothideomycetes, Mycosphaerellales, Mycosphaerellaceae. The transcript has a single exon. The record is from RefSeq and is a predicted model, not a curated record.